Molecule: messenger RNA, 1502 nt
Organism: Thalassophryne amazonica
Lineage: Eukaryota; Metazoa; Chordata; Actinopteri; Batrachoidiformes; Batrachoididae
Product: olfactory receptor 140-like
Exons: 1
Coding region: 548-1477 (309 amino acids)
Biological process (GO): G protein-coupled receptor signaling pathway
Cellular component (GO): membrane
Molecular function (GO): G protein-coupled receptor activity; olfactory receptor activity
Source: RefSeq, a predicted model, not a curated record
UGUCGUCAUGUGUCAGGUGAAUGAUUAUAUUUGUGGUGCAGUUCACACUGAGACGCCGUUACAACACGCGUCUACGAAACAAACAUGUCGAGGUGCAACGUGGAACGACUGUGUCGUAGUUGUGUUGGACAGCGUGUAGUCGUCCGUGGGUUCCCGACUUAAACGUAAUAACAGAAAUGACCAUUUGUACAAAUGUGUCGAGUCUUUCACAUUUAAACAUUUGUGGAAACCACGAUGAACAGGCCUAAAGUUACUCUGUUGAUUAUAAAAAGUUCAAACCUGGAAAGUUGUGAACACCUGUUUGAAGUUGUUUAUGGUGUUGUUUUUUUCAGCUGCAGUGACACUGGACGUGUUUCCCACUGGGACCGUCUGAAUUCCCAACAUGUGCCGACAUCAUCAGAAAGCUGAUUUAGAGACGAGACACACAGAGCCAACAGCAGAGAUCAUCAGAACCAGGGAAUGAACUGGUUCAGAAAAUGAAUGAAUGAAUGAACAACAACACGUCUUCUUUGAUUAUUUUUUUCUAUUUGAUAUGUGUUUUAUAUAAAUGACAUUAAGUACAAUGGUUGUUUCUAACGGUUUCUUUUUCUCUCUUUCAGGGUUAAAUUUCACGGCCGAACACAAACUCGUUCUGUUCGCCGUCACUUCUCUGUAUUACGUAAUCAUCUGGUUUGUAAACGUGGCUCUCAUUUUAACCAUCGUAACAGACCGAACUCUUCACGACCCCAUGUACGUAUUCCUGUGCAGUAUGUGCGUGAGCGGACUCUACGGGACUUCAGGCUUUUACCCCAAAUUUCUCAAAGACCUGCUGUCGCCCGCUCACGUGGCCUCGUACACGGAGUGUUUUCUGCAGAGUUUUGUGAUUUACUCCUCACACCCAUGUGACCUUUCGACCCUAACCCUCAUGGCCUUUGACAGAUAUGUUGCGAUUUGUCUCCCGCUGAGGUACCACUCUGUGAUGACUAAACAAAGAGUCGCUCUCUUCGUGGUCUUCUCGUGGCUGUUACCACUUUUCUGCAUGUUUGUUAACACGGUGACUGUUCUUCAAUCUGACUUAUGCGGCUCAAACAUCCCUAAACUCUACUGUUCUAAUUAUUUUAUCAGUAAACUGGCCUGCACACCGUCUGUCGCCAACACAGGUGUUUCUUUUUUCAACAUCGUCUUUUACAUUCUUCAUUUGGUCUUUAUUCUUUGUUCUUACAUCCCUCUGCUGAGAACGUGUCGAAGGUCAAACGAGGGCUGGAAUAAAUUUGUACAAACUUGCGUCCCACAUUUGAUUGCUCUGCUUAAUUUUGGUGUUGCUACACUCUUUGAUUUGAUGUACAUGCGGUUUGGUUCACUUAGUUUAACUCAAAACCUGCAGAACUUCAUGUCAAUAGAAGUGUUUCUUAUUCCUCCGAUUAUGAAUCCUCUGAUAUACGGCUUAAAACUCAGCAAACUUCAGAAUAAAGUUCAUGAAUUUAUUCAUAAAAAAUAACACCAAUGAUCAUGUUGACAAAUCU